UCGAACUACUCCAAAACACUCAAGGGAGGAUUGUCGUUUCACACUCGGUACCCUUCACAACCCGCAAAUACUCCUCAUAUCCCUCGCCCAGCAAGGCACGGCAUCAAACCAACACCCCGUAGAAUGGACCACUCACAUAUGGACCACGGCGAUAUGGACCAUGGGCAUGGAGACAUGGACAUGGGAACCUGUUCGAUGAACGUACGUACUAGCCUCGACGCUCCCGGCAGGCGCAUUUGCUGACACGCAAUAGAUGCUGUUUACUUGGUCUUCGGAGAACCUAUGCAUUGUCUUUCGCCAGUGGAGGGUCACGAGCACGUUUUCUCUGAUCCUAUCUCUACUUGCUAUUGUCCUCUUGACCGCUGGGUAUGAAUGCGUGCGCGAGAUCAGCAGACGAUAUGAGCAGAAACACAGUGCGGAAAUGGCUGCGUAUAGCACCAGCGGCUCAAGAAGAGACUCGAGGGCUGCGGCAGAACGCAAAGGCACGAUCAUAAAAGCACUGCUGUAUGCCGUGCAAGUCUUCUACAGCUUCUUCAUCAUGCUUCUUUUCAUGACGUAUAAUGGUUGGGUCAUGCUUGCCGUUGCUGUGGGAGCUUUUGUUGGAUAUAUUCUGUUUGGGCAGGGUUUGACAUCCACCAAAUCUGUGGCAUGCCACUGAGGUAGCGGCGCCAUGUUUUUCAAGGCUCCUCCUCCUCCUCAAUGUCACUUCCGAAGCCGAAGCUGAAGCCUCCGCCCUUCACGUUCUCUUCGGCCGGAUCAUGCA
Exophiala viscosa is the source of this 763-nucleotide messenger RNA. RefSeq names its product Ctr copper transporter. Gene Ontology annotation, cellular component: plasma membrane. The coding region runs from base 254 to 658 and encodes 134 amino acids. The transcript has 3 exons. The record is from RefSeq and is a predicted model, not a curated record. NCBI's taxonomy places the organism in Eukaryota, Fungi, Ascomycota, Eurotiomycetes, Chaetothyriales, Herpotrichiellaceae. Gene Ontology annotation, molecular function: copper ion transmembrane transporter activity. Gene Ontology annotation, biological process: copper ion transmembrane transport.